This is a messenger RNA of Cladophialophora psammophila CBS 110553, 1758 nucleotides long. RefSeq lists its product as uncharacterized. Gene Ontology annotation, molecular function: alpha-(1->6)-fucosyltransferase activity. Gene Ontology annotation, biological process: protein N-linked glycosylation. The transcript has 2 exons. The record is from RefSeq and is a predicted model, not a curated record. The coding region runs from base 1 to 1758 and encodes 585 amino acids. NCBI's taxonomy places the organism in Eukaryota, Fungi, Ascomycota, Eurotiomycetes, Chaetothyriales, Herpotrichiellaceae.
AUGCUUCUGUCCAGUCGCGCCAGUCCGCCGAAACCACUGAGGUUCGGGGCUUCAGCUUCAACUUCAGCUUCAGACCGCUAUCUCUCCAUCCGACAGUUCCUCCCAUCCACCCCGAUUCCGUCGCCGUCUCUCCCGUCCAUCCUCCCUCGCCAUGGCAAGAAACCGCCAAAGCUCAACUCACGGAAGAUCGUCCGUGGUCUGUUCUGGCUCUCGUGCAUCAUAGCCAUCUACUAUCUCGUCUCCUUCGGCCGGACGAAAUCCCACAAGCUCGCCGAGCUGACCUUUCUGACUUCGCUGGGCAAGGUCUACGAAAUUGUCGAGGCCGCUGAGCUCCCCGACCAUCCAACCCCGCUGGCUUUGACGGAUGCAAAGGGGAAACAUCACUGGACGAUAUCCAUCCCCCAUGAGCUGCCUUUCCCGCUUCCCUACACCGAUUAUGCCGACAUCUGCUCCCAAGUCGACGAGGUAGCCCGCCACGUUGCUGGCCCUCGCGAUAAAUCCCACCAAAGCGUCUACUACCACGAUGAUCCCAACUUCAUCGACGUCCAAGAGGCACAGUCUCAGCACUUCCUCCCCCCUGAACCCUAUUCACCAUCUCACGAGAAGGAACACAAUCUGCCCGUCUGCGAGAAAUCCCUGACGUACGUCCUCGAUGCCGCCGAUGCAGGCCUCGGCUCUACCCUCCUCGGCCUGUGGCUGUCCUACAGCCUGGCCCGUCGUGAAGAUCGCGCCCUUUUCAUCGACGACACCCAUUUCCCCUACGGCCAAUACAGCACCUUCUUCGCCUCAAAGCCCUCUCCAUCUUGCCGCUUACCUGGCCCUUCACACCGCGUACCAUGCCCGCAUCAAGCUAGACACCUCGUCGUGUCUGCCGCCACAACCAGUUGGAUUUUUGGAGAGUCUUUCCACAAUCAUUUCUCUCAGAGGGAGAUCUUCGACAUGGCCAGGGAAGGGUACGAGGCGCUCUUUAAACUCCGACCCCAGGACGAGCAGUAUGUGCUUAGUCGCGUGGAAAAACUCCGCAAGGACGUCGAUACCAGCAUCGCUACCUCUUCCAUCCCACAAGACAAAGACUUCGACGACGACGACGACUAUUGGAAUGACGUGCCGCCAGAGAAUGGUUUGGUAGGGAUCCACAUCCGGCGCGGCGACCGGCACCCUUUCAGCCUGACAUACUCGCAAAACUACAUCCCCCCGGAGAUAUACAUGGCCACCGCCUUGAAACUGGUGGGCCAAUCUUCCCAGUGGAAAUUCCUCGUCGCGUCAGACGACGCGGACAUGUACGACCACAUCGACCUGCCUAACACGUUGCGCGCACAGGAACGCAUCUCGCUCGCGUCGAAGAAGAAGCUGGCGAGCAUGGGCCAAGGCGGCGGACUGGGUUGGGAAGGCGGCUUCUUCAAGGAUGUCUUCUGGGGCUUGGGUUUGCCGCAGGACGUGAAGGAACGGAAGAAAUGGGGCAGCCCGAUGCCCAUGAAAGCCAAGCACAGGUUUGGGGAGAAAGACGACGACGGCAGGGAGAAGCGACGCGAUUAUCGAACCCACCCGACCAAGGAGGCCCUCCAGCUGAGAGAACUCCUCGGCCGAGCGUACCUGUUGGACUUGGCCAUGUUGGCGCAGAGUGAUAAGGUGAUUUGUGGCGUCUCGGCCAAUGCAUGUCGGAUCCUGGCGGUGAUGCUAGGGUGGGAGAGAAGCUUCGAGAAGAAAGAUUGGAAUAAUGUGGAUGGAGGUUAUCGCUGGAGGGCUCUGGAUUAUUGA